GCAUAAAAAUAAAAGUAUUUACAAAAAAACUUGUAAUAUUUUUUGUAAAUAUUCAUAGUUUUUCCGCUACUACCAAAUAAGCAGGAUGGCAGAGCGCUCAGAGGAUGCCAAGCCAAAUAUUUUAAUAACAGGAACUCCAGGAGCUGGUAAAUCAUAUUUGUGUGAACGCCUUGCUGCUCAACUUAAAUUCGAUUGGCUGGACUGCUCGAAAAUUGCCAAAGAUAAUAAUUUUGUUGAGGAGUAUGACGACGAAUACGACUGUCCAAUUUUGGACGAAGAUAAGCUAAUGGAUCACCUGGAACCCAUAAUGGCCAAAGGCGGCAACAUUGUGGAAUAUCAUGGCUGUGAUUUCUUUCCCGAACGCUGGUUCCAAGCCGUUUUCGUGGUUACCUGCCCCAACACCACGCUGUACGAUCGCCUGAAAGAACGAAACUACAACGAGAAGAAACUCACAUCGAAUAUCGAGUGCGAAAUCUUUGGAACUAUCCUGGAGGAGGCCAGAGACUCCUACAAAGAUGACAAAGUCUUUGUUCUUCGCGGCGAAACGAGGCAAGACGCCGAUAAAAGUCUCAAGACUGUGAAGAACUGGUACAGGACGUGGAAGAGGAAGUGACAAAUAGUCGUAAACUUUGUUAGUUUAGUACAACCUUAAGUAGUUAUGCAAUAUCAAGAAAAACCUUGCAAAAUUUGUAUGUAAAUGAACUAUUAUUUACAGAAAAA
Drosophila bipectinata is the source of this 720-nucleotide messenger RNA. RefSeq names its product adenylate kinase isoenzyme 6 (gene Ak6). Gene Ontology annotation, cellular component: cytoplasm; nucleus. Gene Ontology annotation, molecular function: AMP kinase activity; ATP binding; ATP hydrolysis activity. The record is from RefSeq and is a predicted model, not a curated record. NCBI's taxonomy places the organism in Eukaryota, Metazoa, Arthropoda, Insecta, Diptera, Drosophilidae.